This is a messenger RNA of Acanthosepion pharaonis, 768 nucleotides long. The record is from the annotation of a GenBank genome assembly. NCBI's taxonomy places the organism in Eukaryota, Metazoa, Mollusca, Cephalopoda, Sepiida, Sepiidae.
AUGAGAUCGAUCCUUGUUCAAUUUUCGUUUGUUCUCGAUCGGUACGAAACUAAACAAGGCCUCAUAAAUGUCAGCAUAGAUUUUAUCUAUCUAUCUAUCUAUCUAUCUAUCGCAACUGAUUAUCUAUCUAUCUAUCUAUCUAUCUAUCUAUCUCAUUCUGUUGAGUAUCUAUCUAUCUAUCUAUCGCAGUCUGAUAUCUAUCUCAGACUGAUUAUCUAUCUAUCUAUCUAUCUCAAUCUGUUGAGUAUCUAUCUAUCUAUCUAUCUAUCGCAUAUCUAUUCAUCGCAGUGUAUCCUGUUUCAUCUAUCUACAUUAUCUAUCUAUCUAUCAGUUUGUUGUAUUCAUAUCUAUCUAUCUAUCUAUCUAUCUAUCUAUCUAUCUAUCUCAUUCUAUGAGUAUCUAUCUAUCUAUCUAUCUAUCGCAUCUGUGAUAGUGUAUUUUAUAUCUAUCUUUUUAAUCUAUCUAUCUAUCUAUCUAUCUAUCACAUUUUUUGAAACAUUCAUCUAUAUCUAUCUAUCUAUCUAUCUAUCUAUCGCAGUCUGUUUCAUAUUUAUCUAUUUAUAUAUAUAUGUAUUUUCUAUGUUCCAUUCAUCUAAAAUAUUCUCUAUCUAUGUUCUCUCUAUUCUCUCUGUCUGUCCAUAUCUAUCUAUCUAUCUAUCUAUCUCAGUGUAUUCAUAUCUAUCUAUCUAUCUAUAUAUCUAUCUAUCUAUGUCAAUAUCUCCCCCCACUCUCAUUGUGCUCUUCUAUCACCGCCAUCUUCACCAAUGA